Messenger RNA from Nymphalis io (European peacock), 1367 nucleotides. RefSeq lists its product as uncharacterized. The record is from RefSeq and is a predicted model, not a curated record. The transcript has 2 exons. Gene Ontology annotation, molecular function: zinc ion binding; nucleic acid binding. Bases 760 to 1206 code for a protein of 148 amino acids. NCBI's taxonomy places the organism in Eukaryota, Metazoa, Arthropoda, Insecta, Lepidoptera, Nymphalidae.
UAAACAAUGUUUAAUAUUAUCUUUUAAGUUUGUAAAUUUAGUAUUAAAUUAGGUCAAGAUGUUUUUGUAUAAAUACCGCCAGUUUAAAUAUAUCGGGCAUUGGUAUUGUAACCGUUGUAACGAGCAUUACAAGUGUUUUCUUAUAUAACGUAUCGUCAUUUUCGCCGCCACCCUGGUAAUCCACCUUCUAUACUUCAGAAGUGGGAUAAUGUCUGGCCCAUAUAUCGACGGACUUGGUACGAAGAAACGGAGACGCUGCGAGAACGCUGUACUCGACAGCGACGAAUCAUCAAGUUUUUUUUUCUUCAUCCGAUGACGAAGAGAUCUUGGAGAAACACAGGCGAUAUAAGAAGCGGCGUGUCACCCAAACCGAUGCGUAGGUUAUUCCAACGUUCCGACCGGAUGAAAAAUCUAGCAACGUCAAGGGAUGGUUGCAUAAGAUCGACCAAUUGGGCGACGUGUACGGAUGGGACAACAAAGAUCGACAGUUCAUCAUGCAGAUACGUCUUCGAGGGUCGGCUAGAGACUGGUAUGACGAUCUGGAUGACUAUGACCUCACAUGGAUGGAGUGGAAGGACGCUUUAGGGACCGCGUUCCCACGUUCUACUGACUUUGUGGAUCUACUUGAAUCUAUGCUUGCUAGAAAGAAAACGAAUACGGAAACUAUGACAAAAUAUUUCCACGAGAAGGUUUCCUUAUUAAAAAAAAUGCAAUAUCAUUGGCGAGUCUGCAAUUUCGUGCAUAAUUCGCGGUCUACCCAUGGAAAUAAGAGCCAACGCGAAAGCUUUCCAAUGCAGUACACCACAGCAACUAUACUACGGGUAUUUGUCGUCAUUGGAAAACUACAGACAAAUUGAAGCCAGCCAUCCGCGACCGACUACCACGUGGCGAAGAGCGGACGCCAUUGCUACAAUUGCAAGAGGGAGUGACUUUCAACCGAAGAAAUGUUACGCCUGUCGAAGAGAAGGUCAUGAAGCAAAGGACUGCAAGGUGCCACGCUGCGAGGUGUUCCAUCGCCCGGGUCACACGUCUGCCAGCUGCUGGCAUGCGGCCAGCUCUUCACACCAAAAAGUGCCGUACAGCAGCGACAAACCAGGCGCCAAUAGCAGCGCUGAUCGCCGUGGGACACGGCAUACACAGGAUGGCCGAAUGUUAUCAAUUAAUACUUCCGGUCCUGCAUAUACGGCUAGUUCGGGUACAUCUUGAUGAUUAUUUAUAAGUAUAGAUUAAAACUUCUGUUUAACAAUUUAAUUAGUAAUUUCAUAAUCAAAUAAAUAGUUGAUUCAUAUUUGUUUAUAUUUGGAACAUUUUAUUAUAUAUUAUUCUAUUUAUUAAUGGCGCCUUCUGCUUGUCAGCUUCCGGCGCAA